Messenger RNA from Diorhabda carinulata, 566 nucleotides. Its product is annotated as chorion class A protein L11-like. NCBI's taxonomy places the organism in Eukaryota, Metazoa, Arthropoda, Insecta, Coleoptera, Chrysomelidae. The transcript has 4 exons. The record is from RefSeq and is a predicted model, not a curated record. The coding region runs from base 129 to 449 and encodes 106 amino acids.
AAAUAAUAGAAAAUUUGUAAAUAUUAAUGCAAUUCUAACAAGGCGUUUGUGGUGAGAAGAGGAUAAAAAUGAGUGGAAUCUAAGACUGCUCAUCAGUCAAAGUGCUACUGGAACUUAAUACAACGAAUAUGAAGAUAUUUAUUGGACUACUAAUUAUUGCUACCGCCAUAUCUUGCAUCCAAGGCGGUGCUAUAGGUUGGGGAAGCGGUGGUUGGGGAGGCGGUUACUCAGGAGGCUGGGGAGGUGGUUAUUCAGGAGGUUGGGGAGGUGGUUACGGAGGUGGUUACGGAGGAGCAGUGAAAGUAGUAAAGGUAGUAAGCGCUCCACCUCCACCAGUUGUAAAAGUGGUUAAAGUUGUAAAUUCUGGAUGGGCACCACCACCACCGGCUUACAAAGUAAUUAAAGUUGUUUCCCACGGAGGAGGAUGGGGUGGCUCAGGAUGGUGGUGAUUGCAUUUGCUUACUGUCUAUGAAGCAACUAAUACCGAUCAGUACGAAUUUCAAAUAAAUGUAUUAGUGAACCAUUAUCUAUGUUUUACUUUUGAAAAAAUAAAUUUUAAAACAAAA